Osmerus eperlanus (European smelt) is the source of this 2648-nucleotide messenger RNA. RefSeq names its product G protein-coupled receptor kinase 5 like (gene grk5l). Bases 437 to 2191 code for a protein of 584 amino acids. The record is from RefSeq and is a predicted model, not a curated record. Gene Ontology annotation, molecular function: ATP binding; G protein-coupled receptor kinase activity. The transcript is spliced from 16 exons. NCBI's taxonomy places the organism in Eukaryota, Metazoa, Chordata, Actinopteri, Osmeriformes, Osmeridae. Gene Ontology annotation, biological process: signal transduction; protein phosphorylation; regulation of signal transduction. Gene Ontology annotation, cellular component: cytoplasm.
CAGUUUACGUGAAGCAUGUAACAGCCCUCAGUGCAGCUGAAAACACUCAGAUCUCUGCCGCGCUUCAGCCGCUGUUAGGAAUGCGUUACUAAAGGAUGUAGUUCUUUUCGAUAUGAUUUGGGAUGUAUUGCGGGUUUAAAAGAGAUAUCUGUAUUUGAUGCGCCUCUACACCAAUAUGCCAGUGGGUCCUUCUUUUGAAUUGGAAUGGAAAUUACUUUCCAACGCCGCACUCUCGGCACACAACACGAAUCAUGCCUAGUUUGUGUUUUAACAGAUUCUAUAAUGACCAGUAUGUAGACCGCGAGUGUGAAAUGAAUAUAAUUUACACCGAUUCGGAUUAGAGGAGUAAGAGACAAGACAUCCAGCGGUGAGGUUCGAGGUGUUGCUCCACCGACGUUUGUGUGAUCUACAAAACAUCUCUUAACAGGAAUUUUUGAUGGAGCUGGAGAAUAUAGUGGCCAACACGGUACUGCUAAAAGCAAGAGAGGGUGGAGGAGGGAAGAGGAAGGGGAGGAGUAAGAAAUGGAAGGAGAUUCUUCGCUUCCCUCACAUAAGCCAGUGUGUUCAGCUGGGGCACAGUAUCGAGAGGGACUAUGUCAGUCUGUGUCAGAAGCAGCCCAUUGGUAGUCUGCUGUUUCGCCUCUACUGUGAGACCAGACCUGAACUGCUGCGGUGUAUCCAUCUGCUGGACGCUUUGGAGGACUAUGAGAUGACCCCGGAUGAGAAACUGAGGACCAGGGGAGAGCAGAUCCUCAGUACGUUCCUCUCUAAAGACUCUUCGGAGUGUGUUGAGGCAGCAGUGGUUUUCGCUGAGCAGUGCAGAGAGAACCUGGAGCUAAGCCCCUGUAAGGAGAUCUUCAGUGGCUGCUGCAAGGCCCUCCAUGAGUAUCUGAGUGGAGCUGCGUUCUCCGACUACCAGAACAGCAUGCACUUUGACCGCUUUCUGCAGUGGAAGAUGCUGGAAAAACUACCGAUCACUAAAGACACCUUCAGACAGUACCGAGUGCUGGGAAAGGGAGGUUUCGGAGAGGUGUGUGCGUGUCAGGUGAGAGCCACAGGGAAGAUGUACGCCUGUAAGAAGCUGGAGAAGAAAAGGAUCAAGAAGAGGAAAGGAGAGUCCAUGGCCCUCAACGAGAAGCAGAUCCUGGAGAGGGUCAACAGUCGCUUUGUUGUCAGUUUAGCCUACGCAUAUGAGACCAAAGAUGCUCUGUGUCUGGUCCUGACCAUCAUGAACGGAGGAGAUCUGAAGUUCCACAUCUACAACAUGGGCACUCCUGGCUUUGAGAAGGACCGAGUCCAGUUCUAUGCUGCCCAGAUCUGCUGUGGCCUCCACCACCUGCACAGAGAGGCCAUCGUCUACAGGGAUUUAAAACCAGAGAAUAUUCUGUUAGAUGAUAACGGACACAUCCGUAUCUCGGACUUGGGCCUGGCUAUCAAAGUGCCUGACAGUGACCUGAUUAGAGGCCGUGUGGGAACGGUGGGGUACAUGGCUCCCGAGGUGAUCAAUAACGAGCGCUAUGGGAUGAGCCCUGACUGGUGGGGCCUGGGCUGUCUGAUCUACGAGAUGACCGCGGGACGAUCGCCCUUCCGCGCUCGCAAGGAGCGCGUGAAGAGGGAGGAGGUGGAGAAGAGGGUGCAGGAGGAAGAGGAGGAGUACAGCGACAAAUUCACGGAGGACACCAAGGCCGUCUGUAGGAUGUUGCUGACCAAAGACCCUAAGCAGCGUCUGGGCUGUCAGGCGGAGGGUGUGGCAGGGGUACAGGCCCAUCCCUUCUUCAAGAACAUCAACUUCAAGAGGCUGGAGGCUGGAAUCCUGAACCCCUCCUUUGUCCCUGACCCUCGGGCAGUGUACUGUAAGGAUGUGUUGGACAUUGAGCAGUUCUCCACGGUGAAGGGUGUCAAUCUGGACCAAACGGACAACGACUUCUACUCCAAAUUUUCUACAGGCUGUGUGUCUAUCCCCUGGCAGAAUGAGAUGAUAGAGACAGAGUGUUUCAGUGAUUUGAACCUGUUUGGGCCCCUGGGCUCCCGGCCCCCAGACCUGGACUGGUCGCUGCCCCCAGAGCCCCCCCGGCGCAGUCUGCUGGACCGGAUCUUCAGGAGACACCACCCAGAGGUAUCCAUUGCCAACAGCCGGGUGCAGUCUUCCAGCGUAAACUCAGUGGACUCCAUGUCCCACUCUGCCCCCUAGUGGCCAAGACCCUGUGUGGCGCUCACACAGAGAGGGCGGAGCAUAGAGGACAUACCUGCUGCUGAUUGGUUUACACCCGGCCUGACCAGCUGUCAGUCAUCCUGAGGGAUCCCGCCCUAGCCUGGGGUCAGUCCAGGAGAAACACCUGACCCCUUGACCUUUCACCUUGACCAAGGCCUAAGAGCUCAGGGGAGCGUGGGGUUCGAGGAACGUUCAACAAUGCCGAGACGUUUGGAAAUGUUCAGACACCUUACUCACUUACCCUCAGGACUGCUGGACUUGAGAAGAGCCACUGACGUCGACGUAAAAGACAUGAAAUGAAGCUAAUUCAGGGGAUCCACUGAGUCUAUAAGACCACCACAGGGAAUACAAGAUGGGGUCUUUGUGGAAAUAUUGUUCUAGAUGUUGUUUAAAAAAAAAAAAAAAAUGGAAAAGGAAAAGGAAAACCUUGCAUAAA